UUUGGGCCUGGUUGCCUUGGGAAAGAAUUGCUCAUGGGGGAGUUUCCAGAAUAUGCUUCAUUUCAAGCGUUACGUCUACAAGCGUAACUCAAUGCUUGACUCAAGCAAAGAGUAGUUACGCUUUACUUUUACCAGAGCGGCAAUAUCAGUAUAGUUAGCAAGUGCUAAGUGACACUGACAAAAAAUACUAAGAAUUAUGGUAGAUUACAGAAAUGCGUCUGCUAAUGAGAAUCAGUCAGUAGAAGGCUGAGAGUGUGAGGUGUUACUUUAUGCCUAACCCCAGGUGCACCGAAUCCACGUACGAGCGCGCCCUGGAGCCAGGCGGCAGGACUUCGCGUACGACCUAGCCCUGCUCGUGCUGAAGACCGCCGUCCACCUUACGCCCGUGUGCUUGCCCAUGCCGGGUGGCGGCGCGCUGCAGCGGCUGGCACCGGGAUCGAUUGGCCUGGUUGAGUACAAUGGCAAGAUCAUCGAUCCGGCGAGCACAAACUUCUUGGUGCCUGUCCAUUACCGCACCACCAGCGAGUGCGAGGGGCUCGUCAGUGGCACCAGCUCGACUCAAUGGGCCGAGGAUGAGUUCUGCGCUGAGACCACGGUCAUGGACUUGGAGGAAGGUGGCGCAGCCGGGACCGCGCCAAUGGGCUACGCGCUUUCCGUCAUGACUGACGGCCUGUGGUAUCUCCGCGGCGUGUUGAGCGGCUCGCGGCAGAGCGACGUCCUUACCUUCGCCAGCCUGGACGACCCCGAAGCGCUCGAGUGGGUGGUCAACAUGACUCGCCUCGACACCCAGGGCGACAAAGCAGGUUGGAGACCGGCCCAAGAGACGUCUGGCACAAGCCCGACUACUCCAUCUGCAACGAAAAUGAGUAUCACGACGCCAGCGGCCAACCUGCCCACCACACUGCCCACCGAUUCACCGCUACAAAAGUGCGGCCAGACGACGCUGCCACUGGCCUCCCUGAGCGCCAAUCAGAGCCUGCCUGGCCACCUACCCUGGACCGUGGGCGUGUACGUCCAAUCGGAUCGGAGUGACAACGACUACGAUGUGUACGCUGGGGCCCUGGUGGCAGACAACGUUGUGAUGACUGACGGUAACGGUGUGGUGGUUCCUUAUGGGCGGAGGAACGACACUGGAGAUGUCCGUCUUGUGGCCCCAGGAAAGCUGCAUGUGGUGUGGAUGAGCCCCAACGGAAAGAAGAGACGGGUUGAGGUGGCCUCCCUGCACGUGCAUGAGCGCGACCGCGGAGCGGCCCGCGACCAUGCCUGGAACGUGGCGCUGCUGGUGCUCAAGACCCCCAUCAAGAAUGGAACCUUGGCCUGCCUCGACCUGGCCGGCCGCGCACCAGCUCAGCCACCUCUUGUCCCAGAAAACGUAGGCGUGACGGAGACAUGGCGCGGAAACUUCGUCUCAGACCGCCGCGUCCUGGUCGCGCUGUCCACCCUCGGCUUGGAGGACUGUCAUGCCAGACUGCUUGGUCGGUGGGAGUCAGAAGGGCGCUCCCUCACGGACGACAGAAUCUGCACGGCGAAGGCCAGCGAGGAGGUGUGGAAAGGUGCGGCCUUGCUGGCGCGUCGGGGCGACUCUUGGUUCCUGCGCGGCAUCCUUUGCUUCAGUUUCGCGGACGGACACGUCUUCACGGACUUGAAUGGAGACAGCGUCAGGAACUGGCUGCGCGAGAAGCUACACUCCUCGUGGAACAAUGACCUACCGGAAGUCAAAACAAUCUCGCCACUGCCCGGCGCAAGGCACUUCUUCUUCGAUGGCCUCGCGCUGGACCUGGGGCUCAUCUCGCUCUUCGUGGUCAUUGCUGCAGCGGGGGCUUACUUCUUGCUGAUCACGUUCUGGCCGAACAGAAGCCAUCAUGUCAUGGCUUCACGCUGCCAAUGCUUCGCAGCCUGCAAGCGCCUGGUGCCAACGCCUGCUGCGAGGCACGCGAACACGGUCGCCACGGACCAGGACAGUUACGUCGACCAGCAUGGCAACAGCGACGACGAAGAGACCAGACCAGCUCUCGCCGUAAUCUUCAACAACGAGGCGGGUGCGCAAAUCCAAGCACGCGAGUGAUGUUAGACCGGCGACGCGGUUGGGAUACUGCCACGGCUACCUACACUUAGAAUCUAAACGUUAUGAAUAUAGCGUCAAUGAAAAAGCAUUGCACAUAAAGUGCAUAAUGCAUUCCCAUCCCCAUGCAUUAGCAUAGGGCAUUUUCGGGACGCAUUGCACGAAAGGUGCAGUAUGGUUGAGGCAUCGCACGCAUAGGGGUCAUUCUACAGAAAUGUUACAAUUUGAUGUCCCUGCCCCUUUGUGACGAAACGGUUCGUCCUAGAAAGACGCGGUUUGCGCGGUGAGAUGGUGCUUUUUCUGCUUCAAAAUGAUCCACUAUUGGGUUUGAAAGUUUCUGAGGUUUUCAGAUGGCUGUGGCCUCCGGAAGGUGCAAAAUGUAAACACUGAAAAAAGUUGUCGUAAUUUUAUGACAUAUUGGCGAUGAAUGCUUCAUAAUUUUAAGAAUGGCUCGUUUUAUGCUCACUAUGAAAAAAUCAUAAAUGAACAAUUAUGAACCUUUCAUAUUUUGGUUGAAAAAAGUGCCUGAAAAUGCCCGAAAGGUAUUCAGAUUUUACGAACCAUUCAUAAAAUAAUGAACCAUUCAUCGUUCAAUUGUUCCUAAAUUUACGAUUUUUUAAUGGGAAAA
Molecule: messenger RNA, 2690 nt
Organism: Thrips palmi
Lineage: Eukaryota; Metazoa; Arthropoda; Insecta; Thysanoptera; Thripidae
Exons: 9
Coding region: 398-2065 (555 amino acids)
Source: RefSeq, a predicted model, not a curated record